Toxotes jaculatrix (banded archerfish) is the source of this 2752-nucleotide messenger RNA. RefSeq names its product G patch domain and ankyrin repeats 1 (gene gpank1). Gene Ontology annotation, molecular function: protein binding; nucleic acid binding. The transcript has 4 exons. The record is from RefSeq and is a predicted model, not a curated record. Bases 500 to 1609 code for a protein of 369 amino acids. Lineage: Eukaryota; Metazoa; Chordata; Actinopteri; Toxotidae.
CGCACGGUGCUGCGUUUAAAAACAGGAAGAGAGGGUAACGUUAGCUUCAGGUAACUAUCGUAUUAUUAAAGAAAAGUAAGUUUUGCUUCUAGUUUAUAUAUUCGUCCGGUUUGUGGUUUGAGCCGACUUGGGUAGUGAUAACGAACCGAGCCCUUGAAGCCGUUUUAAAUUAACAACCGUUCACGUAUCUAAAUGCUAAUGCUAACCUAGGCUAACCAAGACUACAAAGACUGACUGCCAGUUGUUGUCUCAUUCAGUUAAAUAUAUGGAAUUUGUAUUUGGUUAAAUAUAACGUGGGGAAUUGUGUUACAGAAAAUCACUCACCCUUCCAUGUGUCAAAGUAAACAAGCUAGCCAAUUUAGCUAUCGUGCUGUUUUGCUAACAAAUAGCAAAUAUAACCUUAACAUAAUAUCUGUGGCUCAUAAAAUGUAAGACAUUUCUGUGGUGCAAGCCCACUUAUUACACAUUUCAACAGCCCUUUACAUUACAAUCGCUCCUUAUGACUAGUUUAGGCUUUACUCCUGCCAGUGAGCAGGAUGUUUUCCGUAUUGAGACAACAGGACAGUCCAGCUCUAAAACAAAGUGUGCCCUUAGUGGCGAAGAGGCCAGGCAGUUUUACGAAACUUUAAUGAAAGAUGAUGCUAAAGAACAAGAAGUAUCAAGACGAAAAGACUAUGACAGGGUGCAUCAAAAUAAACAGAAGAAUAGACGAGUCAGGAGGCGAGUCAGGGCUGCUCAGGUGCAGCAGGAUCAAACCACUUCGGCAGUGGAAAGAGGGACUGGUAGUGAAAGGGAAGAAAUCCAAAGGAGAGAGAUGGCAGCAAGAGACAGGAGCAACUCAGAAAGGUCCAUGGAGCUCCAGGGGCUCAAGUUGCUGCGCUGUGCCCAUGAAGGGGACAUCUCUGGCCUCAAAGAGCUGCUCUCAAAAGGGGUCGACAUAAACUUCCAGGAUACUUUCUUCUGGACGGCUACAAUGUGUGCAAGCUGGUCUGGAAAAAGAGCCGCAGUGAGGCUGCUGCUGCAACAUGGAGCAGCAUGGGUUGGAGUGGUUGAUACACAGGGCAGGGAUGCCAAAGACCUGGCACUGGAAGCUGGCCACAGUGAGGUAUUGGAGGAGUUGGAAUGCUAUGGGAGAAGUGAACAGAAACACGCACAAUCUGAUAGCAGUGCCCCCAGGCCUCAGUGGUGUGAUGUGUGUUGUAGCAAGUACAGCAGCAGCCUGUCAUCACAUCUCUCCUCUACUCUACAUCAGUUUAGUCUGCGGCAUCCUCCACCCACCCCCUACUACUGUCUUCCCCCCUCCAGCAACAGCUACAAGAUGAUGGUUCGUUGUGGCUGGAAACCAGGGACUGGACUUGGGCCCGAGGGAGAGGGGCCGCAACAGCCAGUGCCAACUGUGCUGAAGAGAGACCAGAAAGGUCUGGGGUACGGACAGGUGAAAAGAGCCAAAGUUACGCACUUCAAAGCCAGGGAUCAUGACGCCGUGAAACCACCAUCCAGGGAUAAAGAAGAGAGAGGAGAAAAAGGGAAGAGGAAAGAGGAAUGUAGGAGAAAAGAGCAAAAGGAUAAAAACUGGGAGAGAGAUUUCCGAGCCUCUUUUUAUCUUUGACAUCUGCUCACAGCAACUUUCUUCCAAGCCAGCCCUCUCCCCCAGACUUAUCUGAAAGUAUUGUUUAACCAUCAGACAGAUCUAUUAUGAAGAGGUGUUUACCUGUUUGUUUGUUUUUUUUUUUUUUUUAGCUAAAAACUGUGAAGGUGUUUGUAAAGCACCUGGAAGGUGUUUCCUCAUGGAUCAUUAUAUAAAAUCCUUGACUCUACCUCAAAGCUGACACUAUGUCAUUAUAGGUUGUGCAAUCACCAAAUAUGGCAUUGUGUUCAUCCUGGUACGUUUAUUGUACCCACUAAGACUUGCAUAAUUAGAUUUACAUUAGCAUUUAUUUAAAAAAAACAUGAGUCCCACUGGUCACACAGACUUCACAGAGAAUACUGUUUAUUGUUCAUUAUCUGGGAAAGGAAGCUUAUUUUUUUUGUGUGGAAAAGUUAGGCUGAUAUGUUUUAUAUGGUAAUAAUUCAUUAAACACUGAGAUGUAACACCCCUUGAUUUGUGAGUCUUAACAAGAGUAAAAGAGUUUGCUUUAGAGAUUUAUGUUGUAUCUAGUAAUUCUCCUGAGCGACUGCGGUAACCAUUUGUCAGUGGUUUCUGAAUGUAGGACAUGUUGUGUAACGCAGUGAUCUCUCCCUUUGUGGCAGCUCUAUGUACCUUCUCACCUAAUUAACAACGCCUACAUGCGUGACUGGGAAGUCACAUGCUUAUUCAUAUCUGCCAUAUCAGCAUGUCACCUAUUUUCUUUCUUCCUCGCACUUGGCAUGGUAAAACCGGUAAUUCUUGCUUUAGUCCAGAGUGUUUGUGUCUCUAAAGCUGGACACUUUUCUCUGGUGACAUGUUGAUGUUUUAAAGGUUUUAUUUAAGUAAGCUCAAAGCCAAAUCAGGGACAAAUUUAACUGCCUGUGACACAACGUGUGGCCUCAGCUUCUCAGGCAGGGCACAGUUUCUAUUUCAAAGUCCAGGCUGAAGAUUACAGAUUAUAGCUUUGGUGAUCAAAGCUCCAGGACCACUGACCAACUCCUCUUAAGAGCAAUGUCUAACUAACUGAAUGUCUUGACAGUAUUUAUGGGUGGAGAACAUCAAGAAAUUGUAUUAAAACAAGUGUUUUUGAAAUUGUGGUCAUUAAACAUUAGGCAUGCAUUUAUA